UUUUUACGCUUUUACUCCGCUCGUUUCUGCUCCAGGCGGGAUCAUUGAUCGUGUUUCGGGUCUUUCUGAGGCGCUGAGACCCCGAACUGCGCCCCCGUCUCCGGUUAUCGCCCGGGUUAGCGCGAUUAGCUGGGGUGCUAAAGCUAAAGCCCUGCAGUCUCCGCGUUAUUAAUGUUUGUUUGUAUUAAUGUUUAUGAUUAUCUUCACUAAUAUUAGUAUUAAUUCAUAUUGUAUAUGCAGACAUAUUUAUGCUGUUUAGUCCGUGGGUUGUGGAUUUUCUCUGUGUUUGUUUACGUGCGUGUCUGAAUGGCUGCGGUUGUUUGUUUCUGUUUAUUUGUUUACUGUGUGUAUGAAAGGCUGCAGAGCGGUCUUUGUGAUUUAAAAGCUGUCUGCUUUUAUGAUCCAGUCCCUCAGAUCAGAUUUAGCUGCUACGCUAUUUAAGGUGGAACGGAGAGUUAGAACAAGCUGCCUCGUGCUGCUUUAAACCGAGUCAUCGUUUUUUGUACCAAAACGACCGGGUUUCAUUUUUAUAUCACCGGUUUCCAGCCUUUCUUUAGCCCACUGAAACAAACCGCCUUAGAGCUGGUAUGUAAAUGAGCUCUGUUCUGAUUGGCUGCUCCUUACUUUUAAAAUGCUUUCUGGACUGAAACACUCCUUGUAAUGUUGGUGUGGGCGGGGCUAAAUGCUGAGUGGGUGUGGUCUUGUUGUUCCUGCUGAUGUUCAGACGAGGAAGACUUUGAAUGGGAGCCUCCCACUGAGGCGGAGAUGAAGGUGAUCCAGGCCCGCAGGGAGCGCCAGGACAAAAUCAGCAAGCUGAUGGGAGAUUACCUGCUCAAAGGCUAUAAAAUGCUGGGGGAGUGCUGCGAGCUGUGCGGGACGAUUCUUCUUCAGGACAAACAGAAGAAGAAUUACUGUGUUGCAUGUCAAGAGCUGGACUCGGACGUUGACAAAGACAACCCAGCUCUAAAUGCGCAGGCGGCUCUGUCGCAGGUGCGCGAGCGUCAGCUGGCCAUUCAGCCCCACCCCCAGGCUAACGGAGCUCCGCCCACCGAACCACCGCUCUCCAUCACAGGCCUUCCCCGGCCGGAGCACUGCGAGGGUGCGGCCUCAGGACUCCGAGCCCCACCCCCUUCACAGCCCCCUACGGUCCCCACCCCCUCUGGCAGCCCUGCCUUCCUGCUGCCCACCGGCACCACCCUGCAGACCGCCUCGCCCCCUGCCGGACCACCUCCCACCCACCCGGCCCUCAUGCACGCUGAGGAGGCGGUGCUGCACAAACUGCGCUGGGCCACGCAGGAGCUACAGCAGGCUGUCUCCGUGGAAACCAGCAUCCAGCUGUGCAGCCUCAUCCGCACCUGCGCAGACUCUCUCCGCAGCCUCAGAGAGCUGCGACUGUCCUGAAAGACAACCAGAAAUUGAGGCCAGCUGUGUCCACCUGCGCACAGCGUUCAGUCGCCUGUAUGACAGCAGUCACCUGUCCGAGUCCUGGACAUCCACCUUCUACAAAGCUCAGCCCUGAUCAGCCUCACCUGGAGCGCCUGGAGCCCCGUCUGCACAGCACAGUUGAUUAUCUUGGACAAUAAACCCAGAAAAGUAGUGAUGCUAUAGACGUGGACGAUGGAGAUAAAUAAUUAAAUAUGAUAAGCAGAAGAUUCUGGUUCCAUAGGAUAAAAAAUGCUGCAGUAGUUCUUUAAGCCAAAAAAUGAAGCGUCUAGUAGCAGAAAAGCCGAGUGGCGUUCCUGUCCGGUGGUCCUCUGCGGCUUUGGGCGUAAAGGAGCAGCUCAGACGAGAGCUGGUGUUGCUGACGGUGAAUGAGCGCGAGCUGCUGGUUCACGUUCGUUGUUGGCCACGUUAGCGUUCUUGGUUGAGCUGCUUCUUUGUCAGUUUGACGUUCCUGCGUCUGUGUUUAGCUCCUGAGGGGUUUUAGGAGCUGGAAGGUGAAUCUUCAUGAAGAGGUCUGGUGACCGCCGCUGUACGACCCCUGCAGAGCCGGUUUGGACGCUGAACGUGACCCGUCAUGUUGUGCGUUUACUGGAACUUGUUGCUUGUUUGUGUUUGUGUUCAGGCCUGUUUGAGUGGAAGAGUCGUCAGGAAUUAAAGUUCUGGAUGAAAAAAACA
Messenger RNA from Pygocentrus nattereri (red-bellied piranha), 2118 nucleotides. RefSeq names its product zinc ribbon domain containing 2 (gene znrd2). Bases 766 to 1401 code for a protein of 211 amino acids. The record is from RefSeq and is a predicted model, not a curated record. The transcript is spliced from 4 exons. Lineage: Eukaryota; Metazoa; Chordata; Actinopteri; Characiformes; Serrasalmidae.